Molecule: messenger RNA, 333 nt
Organism: Aegilops tauschii subsp. strangulata
Lineage: Eukaryota; Viridiplantae; Streptophyta; Magnoliopsida; Poales; Poaceae
Product: ethylene-responsive transcription factor ERF109-like
Biological process (GO): regulation of DNA-templated transcription
Molecular function (GO): DNA-binding transcription factor activity; DNA binding
Source: RefSeq, a predicted model, not a curated record
AUGCCGCCGCGCCGCCGAGGAGCGUCGGGCUACCGCGGCGUCCGCCAGCGCCCCAACGGCGGGUUCUACUCCGAGAUACGGUCCGGCCAACUCCGGCUCGGCCUCGGCACCUUCGAGACGGCGCACGAGGCCGCCCGCGCGUACGACGCGGCGGCGUGGCGCCUAGGCAGGCCGCGCCCGCAGAUGAACUUCGACGACGUCCACACGCUCCAGCAGGCGCUGGACGUCGCCCCACCGCCUCGUCUUCGCACGGCACAAGACCGUGCGGAGCACGCAGAGCGGCAGCGCCGCCUCCUCGUCGCCCAUGAGGACGAGCGGACCAUGGCGGAGUGA